This is a messenger RNA of Pecten maximus, 923 nucleotides long. RefSeq lists its product as uncharacterized. Bases 90 to 590 code for a protein of 166 amino acids. NCBI's taxonomy places the organism in Eukaryota, Metazoa, Mollusca, Bivalvia, Pectinida, Pectinidae. The record is from RefSeq and is a predicted model, not a curated record. The transcript has 4 exons.
GUUGCUGAGCUGUUUAGCAACCGGUAAAGAUGGAGAUGGCCAGUCUCUCCGCUAAUAUUAACAUUUUAUGUUAAAUCUUGCCUACCACGAUGGAUAUCAAGUUAUUCUUGAUACUUGUGGUAAUGCUUAGCGCAUUGCAGCAAGGUCCUGCUGCUUAUCGGGACUUUACGUGCGUGGAGCCCGAACCAGGAUAUGCCAAAAGAAUAUUUUAUUACUUUACUGCGAGAGAAAUUGAGAGAAUGUGUCCAGCGAGAGCCGAUCUUAUGUGGCGAAUUGGAAGCGAGGUAUUUUGCAAUCUCCUCGGCGUCCUUAUAACCAUACUGUUGGGUUAUGCGCCAACGAUUAGAAACAACACCAGAGAGAGAUGGACAGCCAUGAUUUCCAUGUUCCAGGAAUGGAGAACUCGUCCUUCCCUCUGUCCCCACUGCGGAACAGCUCCAUGCCAGGUGAAGCGGAGAUCACUCUGGAAGCCCUCCGGAUCCCGUAAAAGGGACAACGCGAAUUUCAAGGAGCGUUCAAACGCAAUGAUGUUGUUUCAACUAUGGGCUAGAGCUGUCUGCGGUGCUUACAAAGGAACUCCCACAGGAUGACCUGUACUGGCAGAGGAAAUUCUGUCACCAAUUCGAGGAAAAGCAUAUGGUUCUUUUCCCAUUGUGUAUCCAGAGGCAAAUCAACUACUGGUAUCCCGUCCCUCGCUAGCUAUGAUGAUGAUGAUGGUGAUGGUGGUGAUGAUGAUGAUGAUGAUGAGGAGGAGGAGGAGGAGGAGGAGGAGGAGUUUGUUGUGAAGAAUCCUGAUGAUGGAAAGGAAGUUGUGGGAGUGAUGUCAUCGGUUUUUGUUAUGGUGGCUUAUUAUCUUAACUCGCGAUAAAAUGUUAUCGUUGAAAUAUGUACAACUGUCUGAUGAUAAAAUGUACCACGUGAUA